Solanum verrucosum is the source of this 746-nucleotide messenger RNA. RefSeq lists its product as uncharacterized. The coding region runs from base 59 to 532 and encodes 157 amino acids. The transcript is spliced from 5 exons. The record is from RefSeq and is a predicted model, not a curated record. NCBI's taxonomy places the organism in Eukaryota, Viridiplantae, Streptophyta, Magnoliopsida, Solanales, Solanaceae.
UCCUCACUCAAUUUUCCUUCUCUCAGCUUGGAGAGCCAAAGAAUCCAUAGCAAGCAAAAUGGGGUUCUUGUCAUUUCUUGGAAGGGUCCUCUUUGCUUCUGUUUUCAUUCUCUCUGCUUGGCAAAUGUUCCAUGAAUUUGGAGAAGAUGGUGGACCUGCUGCUAAGGAAUUGGCUCCCAAAGUGGCUGGUCUGCAGGAUUUUCUUGAAUCCAAGUUGGGGACAGGAACACCAAAAAUUGAUGUUAGGCAUGUGGUAGCAGCAUUCAUGGCUCUAAAAGGAUUGGGUGGAUUGCUAUUAGUAUUUGGCUGCUUCACUGGUGCUUUUCUACUGAUAUGUUACUUGAUAAUGGCCACUCCACUUCUGCACGAUUUCAGCCACUUUAACAUUGGAGAACCACAGUAUUUCAUUGGUCUACAAGAGUUCCUCCAGUGUCUGGCACUCCUUGGUGCAUUGCUGUUUUUCGUGGGGAUGAAGAACUCGAUUAACCGGAGGCUACCAAAGAAAAAGACCCUCAAGUCCAAGACAACUUAGGAUACAUCAUUGAGAAGAGGGGAUUGUGUAAGAUUGGAUUAUUCAUCGGUUUGUUGGUUAGCCUGUAUGAUUAGAAGUGACUAGUUAACCCUCUCACCUGGAAUUUUUUGCAUAUUUUUUUCCUCUUGAAACUAACUGUUGUUGAAUUUAUGGGGGUGCAAUAUUGCCACUGUGAGGAGGUUUUGAAAAUUUAAGGUAUUUGAAUUCCCUGUUA